This is a messenger RNA of Prorocentrum cordatum, 195 nucleotides long. The record is from the annotation of a GenBank genome assembly. NCBI's taxonomy places the organism in Eukaryota, Dinophyceae, Prorocentrales, Prorocentraceae.
AUGGACAAGGACAAGAAGCUCAAGCUUUCGAGCAAAGCCUUCACCGACUUCGCGGCGGCUGCGCAGGAAGCGCACUCGCACGACACUGGCCCGUCGAUCGCACCAGCCUACCCCUUCAAGUUCGAGGGGACGUGCGAUUGCGCCUGGAACAAGAACCAGAAAGACCUCCUCAUGCAGCACGGUGCCGCCCACUAG